This is a messenger RNA of Spirodela intermedia, 432 nucleotides long. Lineage: Eukaryota; Viridiplantae; Streptophyta; Magnoliopsida; Alismatales; Araceae. The record is from the annotation of a GenBank genome assembly.
AUGGGUAGAGUCCACUUCUUUCUCUUGGUCUCUUUGCUACUCGGCAAGGUUAUGUCUGCGGCACCUCCCACCUUCACCCUGCCCAAAGUUGGCGAACGGAAUAAAGUAUGGGGAAGCGAGGAGAUCCAAGAGAGGCUCCCCCUCCGGCGGCUCAGCCAUCAUAACCCUCGGACUACCAUGACCUGCGAUAGGGUCCCGAAGGUGUGCCGGGCUAAGGGCAGCCCCGGUCGUGACUGCUGCCGGAAGCUUUGCGUAAACCUCAGGACGGACACUCAGAACUGCGGAUGCUGCGGGAAAAAGUGCAGGUACGCGGAGGCCUGCUGCCGAGGGAAGUGCGUCAACAUCCUUUCCAGCCGGGCAAAUUGUGGCGCCUGCCACCGGCGGUGCAGGAAGGGUAGCUACUGUCGGUUUGGCAUGUGUGGCUACGCUUAG